Messenger RNA from Megalobrama amblycephala (Wuchang bream), 2179 nucleotides. It is a transcript of the gene npffr1l3, whose product is annotated as neuropeptide FF receptor 1 like 3. Gene Ontology annotation, cellular component: membrane. The record is from RefSeq and is a predicted model, not a curated record. NCBI's taxonomy places the organism in Eukaryota, Metazoa, Chordata, Actinopteri, Cypriniformes, Xenocyprididae. Gene Ontology annotation, biological process: G protein-coupled receptor signaling pathway. Gene Ontology annotation, molecular function: neuropeptide receptor activity; peptide binding. Bases 328 to 1686 code for a protein of 452 amino acids. The transcript has 8 exons.
GAGAAGGUGAAGCAGUUGUUGGAGAAGCUCGCCAUUAUAAUCGAUCUCUUUUUAUUCUCAUUUCACUCCACCACUGGCUUUAUUUCACCUGUUGAGCUGAAGGACAGUAAGGCUCAAUCGACGUCACCUGAGUCCUGCUGAAGCUGAUGUUUCACUUCAUAGAGAUCAGUGGCAUUGAUUCAGUGCUGAUGCCAGUCAUGGGAAAUCCCCUUAAACUUUGAAAGGACACUACAACAAAGAUAUCGCUUUCAUCUUCUGACAACUGAUCUUUUUCACGAAUGUAUGACUUGACCUGAAGAAGGACAGACGCAGAAUAGCUGUGCAUUCAUGGAGGGAUUCUGGGACACUGCCUCAGAUCUCGUCUCCUGCACCAACCAGACCAACAGCACCAACUCCAGCACAACGGUGGGCGUCAUCCUGUUUCCUUAUUACCAGCAUUCACUGCCGACGGCCGCGCUGUUCACGCUGGCGUAUCUGUUCAUCUUCCUGCUGUGCCUGAUGGGAAACGGUCUGGUUUGUGUGAUAGUCCUGAGGAACCGGCACAUGAGAACCGUGACCAACAUCUUCAUCCUGAAUCUGGCCGUCAGCGACCUGCUGGUCGGGAUCUUUUGCAUUCCCACGACAUUAGUAGACAACCUCAUCACAGGAUGGCCUUUCAGCAACACAAUAUGCAAACUGAGUGGUCUGGUACAAGGAAUGUCAGUCUGUGCGUCUGUUUUCACAUUAGUUGCUAUUGCUGUGGACAGGUUUCGCUGCAUCGUUUACCCGUUCAAGCCCAAACUUACGCUCUUUGUCGCGAAGGUAUCGAUAGGAACGAUCUGGCUGCUCGCGCUCACCAUAAUGUUUCCCUCAGUGUUAAUGUUGACCGUUGAGCAAGAAAAAGAUCAUUUCAUGGUUCAUGGUGACAACCACAACCGCACGUACCCGCUGUACUCCUGCUACGAGACCUGGCCUGACCCAGAGAUGAGGAAGGUGUACACGACGGUCCUGUUCGUGCACAUAUACGUGAUUCCCCUGGCGCUCAUCAUGCUCAUGUACGGCCGCAUCGGGGCCAAGCUGUACACCACGGCGGUCCUGGCCAGCGCCGAGCAGCACGAUAUUCCUUCGCAGGAGAAAUGUCCUGUGUCUCAGAGAAAGAUUCGAGUGAUUAAGAUGCUGAUUGUGGUGGCCCUGCUGUUCAUGCUGUCCUGGCUGCCGCUGUGGACGCUCAUGCUGCUGACUGAUUACGCCCGUCCAGACGAGGACAGUCUGGAGCUUCUGACCAGCUAUGUUUUCCCUCUCUCUCACUGGCUGGCCUUCUCCAAUUCCAGCGUCAAUCCCAUUAUCUAUGGCUACUUCAAUGAGAACUUUAAGAGAGGCUUCCAGGCCGCGUGUCAACAGCAGGCAUGUUACCGCAGCCGAAAGAAGAGACGAUUCAGCAUUAAACAGCCCAGAGUUGGAAGUCACGGCUGUAGCCCGUUGAAUACGGCUGUUAGCGGCAAUCCACUCAGUCUGGGCACACGGACGAACCAGAUCUUCACCGAGAGCGACCUUACAGGCUGCGUUCGCCUGGAGCUCGAGCACAGGAGCGUGUCGAUGGACACCAAGGCUGAAGGAGGAAAUGGCGGCAUGUCUAUUAAAAGGGAAAUUCACUUUCAAGAGAUUGAGAAAGCAGGAGGUAAAAUAUAUAAUGCCUGGGAGCUUUGAAACCACAUCAGACUGAUGCAUCAGUUUGAUCGGCAGACAAUUAUUGGCCGUGUCUGUUGACUGACAUGACAGUGGAUUAAAAAACAGUCAACGUCUACAUUAAUCCAGAUACAUUCAAAAACGCAUCUUGGCCUUUGGCCUUCCAUCCACGCUGAAGCUAUUUUGCCGUAUUUAGGCUUUACAGGGUUAAUCGCUCAUUGCUGAAGGACAGAAUGUGCUGUCAGCGGUCAGCAGAUAGACAUGGCUGUGUCUGAUGGACUCAUGCAGCUGUAAAUCAUAUGAUUGCACAAAUCAAAGUCUGAAGAACCGUCCAUUUGGCUCAGGUCACGAUAAACUGAUUUAUUUUUUUACAAACAAGAGAAGAAUGACACCAAACAGCUUUAGCUGGAUGUUGGAGAAUCUCUCCGGCUGUCAGGAGCAGCACAGCUGGAGUCUGAAUAAAAGGGUGUAAAGUCAGCGGUGUAUUGCUGUCAAUCCUGCGAUUAAACCCUCC